GCUACCAAUGUUUUCAUCUAGUUCGUCUGCGAAGUGCGAACUGCGAAGCAAUUCCAAUACCAAAUAACACUUCUGAUACUUGGUGUUAACUGUUAAGAGUUCCAUAUCCUGGCUUUUCCAAAAACUGAAUUACGACCUAGUUAACAUCUAUUGCCACGUAAUAUGGAUGCGUACAGUGAUGACAUUAACAAAGAUAGCACUAGUCAGCAUGCUAUACGUGUAGGAAAAGUAAAUGGCAAGCAUUCAAAGCAAAAAAUCCAUCAAACAAAGAAUGUUCCAGUGAGCUGUAUUGGAGAUUUCAAAAAUAUGCCAAAGGCUAUGCUUUUAAAGAACUUGAAGCUUUUCAAACUAAACACUAAUGGAAGUAGAAAAGUCCUAAUGAAGCGACUGGAAAUGUACAACAAAAAAACUACAGAAAUGUUUGACUACUAUGUUGUCAUUGACUAUGAAGCAACAUGUGAUGAAAAUACGAAGAAUUUUGACAAAAACAAUCAAGAAAUCAUUGAAUUCCCUGCUGUGUUACUGAACUGUCACACUGGAAAAGUGGAAGCUGAAUUUCAGUCCUACUGUCGACCAGUAAUUAAUCCUUUAUUGACAAAAUAUUGUAUCAAACUCACUGGGAUCACACAGAAUAUUGUGGACAAGGCCCCUUCAUUUCAUGAAGUUUUGGCUUCCUUUGAAAAAUGGUUGCAGAACAAGAAACUUGGUUCAGAGUAUUCAUUUGCAAUUCUAACUGAUGGAUCAAAAGAUGUUGGUCACUUUCUGAAAAGACAGUGUGUGUUAUCGCAAAUUGAUAUCCCGGAAUAUUGCAAAUACUGGAUAAACAUUCGAAAGUCAUUUACUAAUUUCUACCAGACCAACGAUUUACAAUACUUUGCUCGUUUGGCUAAUGACACAGUUCUUAACAUAAUGAUUAAAGAGAUUGGAUGUAAAUUUCAAGGAAAACCCCAUUCUGGAUUGGAUGAUGCUCGAAAUAUUGCGUAUGUUGCUCAAUGCCUUCUUCAAGACGGAGCAUCCCUAGUAUUUAAUGAAAAGUUGUCUGAUGAAAAUGCCGAAAAAAAGGCAAAUAGCAACUCUUCUUUCUCUACUCCAGUCUCUAAAGCAGAGUUCUCAAUCAUUUGUGGCACACUUAAGCCUAAUUUUCCAGCCAAGAAGUCUCCGGUUACUUCAAAAACUCCUGACACAAACACUGUUGCUAAGGAUGUUCUUGUAAAGGCUUGUAACAGUGAAACAAAGGCAAAACCUGUUGUCAAAGAAGUUGUGAAGAUUCCGGCCAUAGCAAGCAAUUCUGCCAAUGGAGCUUCGACAAAAACUACAGCCAAGAAGAAGAAGAAUCAACAUUCAACCAAAGAUACAGUCAAGAUUCCAGCAACGAAAAAGAAUCAACCAAAUAUGCAGCCAGAUUCUCUGGUGAAGACUUCUUCCAAAGCAAACACGCCAUCGACUUCAGAAAAAACUUCUGCCAAUGUUACUCCGACACAAUCUUCAGUCAAAAGGACUCCGGGGAAGAGUACUGCCAAGAUUCCGGAGACUGCAGACGUUAUAAAACAGGAAUUGAUGCUUGCCAAAAAAGUUUUGUACUCUAAUGCUGAACAUAUUCCAUUCUGGAAGGUGACGCAACUAAAAGAACACAUAGAAGAUCUAAAGAAAUCGUUGAAAGCAGCUAAAUCUAGGGAAGAGAAGGCAGUUUUAGUUACAAAGUUGGACUUAUCUGAAAAGAAAGAGUUUGAAGUACCUAAAGCUACUAGUAAAACUACUAAUCGCGGUUUGGUUGCGCUGAAUGAAAAUCUUAUUUCUGGAAUUUACGCUUCCAGUACAGCCGUAAAAGAACAAUUAUUCUUUGAAGAUUUCGAAAAUUUGUUAACCAUGAACAACAACAGUUUCCCGUAAAAUUGCAAAAGAGGCUCAAAAUCCAUUAAUGAUAUUAAAAUGGAUUUUUUAAAUUCCUGUGACCAAUUUUUUUAUUUUAAAUUAUGAAGACACAUUGAUUUGUUUCCGCAAGUUCAACAUUGUACUAGUGUUGACUGUAUGUCCGUACGUGUGUUUUCAUUUUUCAACUUCUUUAAUAACUUCUUCAUCCUAUAAUUCAGACAGUAAAACUGAAAUUGAAUGGUAUUUUUGAUAACCUCCUCAUGUGGAAAUAAUUUUGUAUUGUUGUAAUCAUGUGUCGAUGUGUGCUUGUGUGCCUUAUCUCAGCUACAUGCAAAUUAAGAGAAUACAUACUUUACCUUGAAAAUUACGAGGGCAACCGAGA
This is a messenger RNA of Daphnia pulex (common water flea), 2254 nucleotides long. RefSeq names its product ERI1 exoribonuclease 2-like. Lineage: Eukaryota; Metazoa; Arthropoda; Branchiopoda; Diplostraca; Daphniidae. The transcript is spliced from 4 exons. Gene Ontology annotation, biological process: exonucleolytic trimming to generate mature 3'-end of 5.8S rRNA from tricistronic rRNA transcript (SSU-rRNA, 5.8S rRNA, LSU-rRNA). Gene Ontology annotation, cellular component: cytoplasm. The coding region runs from base 163 to 1890 and encodes 575 amino acids. The record is from RefSeq and is a predicted model, not a curated record. Gene Ontology annotation, molecular function: 3'-5'-RNA exonuclease activity; nucleic acid binding.